Tilletiaria anomala UBC 951 is the source of this 408-nucleotide messenger RNA. Its product is annotated as FMN-linked oxidoreductase. The record is from RefSeq and is a predicted model, not a curated record. Gene Ontology annotation, molecular function: oxidoreductase activity; FMN binding. Bases 1 to 408 code for a protein of 135 amino acids. The transcript has 2 exons. NCBI's taxonomy places the organism in Eukaryota, Fungi, Basidiomycota, Exobasidiomycetes, Georgefischeriales, Tilletiariaceae.
AUGACGGAGCGGCUAUCGUCGUGGGACCAGCAUCACGUCACGAAGCGAGGCACAUGGCCCGACAAUCGCGUCAAGGUAUACGAAAAGUGGGCAAACGGCGGGUGGUGCAUCAUCCUGUCCGACACCACAAUACCCCUCCAAAUGCUGAGCGCUGACAACGUUCGAUACCGCCGACUUUACGGUGCACACAGCUACAUGCUCGCUCAAUUCGUCGCGUCACCAACCAACAAGCGCACCGACGAUUACGGCAGGACCCUUGAGAACCGAGCACGCAUCAUCUACGAGCUAAUCGAGGCAAUCAAGGCUGCCAUGAACAACCCCACUUUCUACAAUGGGAUCAAGCCCUAUGCAUUCGACUUUCAAGAGGGUGGGAUCCAGCCCGAUGAGGCAGUACAGGUCUGCGGGUAA